This is a messenger RNA of Aspergillus caelatus, 1122 nucleotides long. Its product is annotated as sugar phosphate isomerase/epimerase family protein. Lineage: Eukaryota; Fungi; Ascomycota; Eurotiomycetes; Eurotiales; Aspergillaceae. The transcript has a single exon. Bases 1 to 1101 code for a protein of 366 amino acids. The record is from RefSeq and is a predicted model, not a curated record.
AUGCCUAACCGUCUCGGAAUCGGUUCCAUGUCCCUAGGGCGCCCGGGGAUCCAUGAUCUGCCAACCAAGCUGCACCAGGCCUCCCAGUUCGGCUACAAGGGCAUCGAGCUAUUCUUUGACGAUCUUGACCACUUAGCCAAGUUGCUCUUUGAUGGUGAUCAUAUUUUAGCUGCUCAACAUAUACGCCAGCUUUGUGUUUCGCUGGACCUCUCUAUCAUCUGUCUGCAGCCUUUUUGGCACUACGAGGGACUUCUGGACCGCACUGAGCACAAGCAUCUUCUCACCGAGAAGCUUCCCAAGUGGUUUGAGCUUGCACGCAUUCUGGGCACAGAUCUCAUCCAGAUCCCAUCUAACUUCCUCCCCGCGGAUGCUCAGACAGGCCAGCCCCGCACCACAGGUGAUAUGUCUGUCAUUGUCUCAGAUCUUCAGAAGAUCGCCGAUCUUGGUCUUCAGCAGUCCCCCCCUUUUCGUUUUGUCUACGAAGCCCUAGCAUGGGGAAACCACAUCAACAAAUGGGAAGACUCCUGGGAGGUUGUAGAGCGGGUCAACCGUCCAAACUUUGGAGUUUGUCUUGACACCUUCAAUAUCGCAGGACGGGUGUAUGCCGAUCCCACAUCUCCCACAGGAAAGACACCUAAUGCGGAUGCCGAUCUCCAAGCAUCUAUAGCCCGCCUGCGAUCUCGUAUCGACCUCUCAAAGGUUUUCUAUGUUCAAAUCGUGGAUGGCGAACGCCUGAGUGCCCCUUUGGACGAAUCUCACCCCUUUUAUGUCAAGGGUAACCCCGCCCGCAUGAACUGGUCGCGUAACGCACGUCUGUUUGCCUUUGAAGAGGACCGUGGUGGAUACUUACCCGUCUUGGACGUCGCUAAAGCCUUCUUCGAUAUCGGCUUCGAGGGCUGGGUUUCCCUGGAAUUGUUCAACAGAAGCCUGGCUGAUCCUGAUCCAUCUACGCCUCGCAAUCACGCCAAAAGAGGUUUUGAGUCGUGGAAGAAACUAGUCGCUGCCUUGAAACUGAAUACUGGUGAUGCUUCCUCGGUGUAUGGUCUUGACGGUACAGUUUCACCAUCGACUUCCGCUUUGCCUGUGCAGCAUCGCCUUUAGCGCCGCUUCCGGCUUCUUUAC